AUGCAUGAGAAUCACCUGAAAGGUUCUGCCCUGGGUCUGAGUGCUAAGAAUUCCCAGCUUCAAUCACUUAUUAUGGAUGCAUUCCAUGAUAAAGGAUUUCAGAAAAUAAAAGAAUACUUUGAACAGAAAGAGAGCCACUUUCCUCAAAAAUAUAAUCGUCUCCUAUUAUACCGUCUUGACAGAUUAAUAAAUAAGGAACUGGAUAAAAAGGAAUUUCAGUAUGUGUCACUGUUGCUGGAAUGUAUUCAGCAAUUCUUCAUAGAUGGCCUGAAAGAAGAUGAACCUUUGCUAAUUCAGCAGGGACUGAUCCCAAAGAUAAUUUUCUGGUUUGAAAGAACAACAGGAAUUCUGACCUCAGAAGCCUUAGCCUCAGACGCAUCACUGAUUCGUGUUAUAGAAGACUUCUUCGACACAGCGUUGAUUAUUUCCAAGAGUAGUAGUGAAGGGAAAAUUCAGAUGCUGGAUUCCUUCCUACUUAGCUUAGGAUUCCUGGUGACAGAAAAGACUGGAAAUCAUUUGAUUCAACAGGAGGCCUUGAAGACUUUUAACUGCAUUUUGCACGCUGUACCUCAGGAAGAGAGAAAAAAAUUCCCUUUGUCAGAAGGCACGUGUCAUCUUAUAAACAACAAAACCCAGCACCCUGCUUUGAAGUUGAAGUUGGAACUGAACCUGUGGCUGCGCCAACCACCAGCCGGCACGGAGGACAUCAUUGUGGCACAUAUUUACGUGGUGUGUGGCCACAAUGUAGGGCCUGAAUGGCUAGAUUACGACCAGCAGGUCGCUAUUACUGAAGCGCUGUGUAGACUGACAAUUAAAAAUUCAAGGGAUGAUCUUGUCCAUAAAUGGUUUGAUGAUGAAGUCAUUGCUGAAGCUUUCAAAGAAAUUAAGGGUCGAGAAUUUGAGACGGACAGUAGACGUUUUCUCAAUCACCUAAACAACAGACUUGGUGACCAAAGAAGGGUGUAUUCAUUUCCGUGUCUCGCGGCUUUUGCUGAUGAACGUGAGAUGAGAAAACCAGAGGAUGAAAGCUUAGAGAAAUUUUGGAUCGACUUCAACCUAGGAAGUCAGAGUAUCACUUUUUAUAUAGACAGUGCUGAGGGCGCUCUGUGGGACUCAGUGAGACUUCCGAAGGAAGCAGUGAUGCAUUUCGGCAUAAUAGAAACUGAGAAGAUAAAGAUGCUUAUCAUUUACCUGAAGAACCCUAUCCUUAUCAGUUACAAAGAAGUCAUGAAGAUAGAAAUCCAUUUUGAUUUGCAGAUCAACAUAUCACAAGCUUCCAUUCAAGCUUUAGGAGAAGAUAAACAGCUCUUACCAAAGGAUGGAGAGGUACCAGAGGGCAUAUCCCAUGAAGAACAUGAUGAGCGUGUCAGCUUGUGCACAGUUGUUAUAUUAAAUGUCUUUUUCUUAAUUUGUAUAGAGCAGGUAGAAGAAUCCACCAAUGUGGUGGAGUUCGUGAAUGCUGAAGAUGACCGUUGUCUAAUAACGCUCCCCUUAAAUGACCAAUCUGAGCCACCCGUGAGUACAGGGAGUGGGGCUCAAGGUUCUUUUCUGUCUCCACUACAAUAGUCGGGAGUUCAAGACCAGCCUGACCAACCAAAUGCACAUUAUAGAAAACAUCUCUUCUCUGAGAGUAAUCAAGAUUCAAGUACCAGUGAACAAUCUUGGAUCAGUAACCGAAAAAGGAAAUCCCUAAAGUCAUAUGUUAAUAGAAAGAAGACAAGAACCAGAAGUAGUCUAAGAAUCUUGCCAAUUUUCCCUCCCAGUAGUAGCAGUGGCCAUGAGAAAGACCAAAAAGACAUACCCAAGCAAAAGAACACUACACCUCCAAAGACUUCUGCAAAAAAAUUUCAAGAUAGUUUUGCCUUUUUGACUCCUGAAGAUUCUGCCGAGAAAACAGAGCUUCAAGGUCCUCACCCACUGAGCAAGCUCUCUUCCUUGGAACACUCAGAAGAUGAAGAAAACUUAUCUAUGAUUGUGAACCAAGAAUCGCUAACGGAAAGUACUAGCUUCAAACAUAAGCUGCAAAACUUGGAAGACACAGACAUACUAGAAGGUGGUUUUGCUAAGUCAAAACAGUCAAGAUUGGAAGAAGCGGUUGCUCCGGGAUCCUCUGUCUCAGUAACAGAAGGAAGAAUGUUGGCAGAAGGCAUUUCUACUUCAUCCCUGGAAGUUGUGCCAGAGAACUUGAAUGGUUCUGCCAUUCUCUUAACCUUGGAAGACUUCACUAGAGAAUUGAAAAGAAAAUCCGAGCUUAGGUGCAGAAAGAGUCCACUUAAUUCAGAAAAUGCAAAGAAAGCACUGGAUUGCCUAAUAAAACUUUUAAACCAGAUACAACUGUACAGACUCAGUAAACUAGAGCGCUUUCAAAAUUUGGUUCUUCAAGAGUUGAGCAGUCUUAAGAAGGAUCUUCAGGCCUUGGAACACCUUGAGGAGGAGGUUCUGGAAUUCUGGGAGAAACAGUCUGCUGAUCUGAAAGCUUUCUGUGAUCUGCAAAUGCUGAGGCUCAAUCCAACUAAGCCUUCAUAAGGAAAGUCAAAGCCUGGUUUUAUGAUUGUAUCUCUCAGCCUGGGCCACCUGCAGAGGAAGAUAAAGAGCAAGGUUGCCGUUGGCUUGGGCCACGUUAGCCAGACUUCGGUGCUUGGCAUGCAUU
Messenger RNA from Cebus imitator (Panamanian white-faced capuchin), 2650 nucleotides. It is a transcript of the gene SYCP2L, whose product is annotated as synaptonemal complex protein 2 like. The transcript has 29 exons. NCBI's taxonomy places the organism in Eukaryota, Metazoa, Chordata, Mammalia, Primates, Cebidae. The record is from RefSeq and is a predicted model, not a curated record.